Messenger RNA from Helobdella robusta, 201 nucleotides. RefSeq lists its product as hypothetical. The transcript has a single exon. The annotation marks the transcript as partial. NCBI's taxonomy places the organism in Eukaryota, Metazoa, Annelida, Clitellata, Rhynchobdellida, Glossiphoniidae. The record is from RefSeq and is a predicted model, not a curated record.
AAAAUGGCAGAAGAAGCUAGCCAGAAAUCUAUGCUGUAUUUUUUGGAGGUUUUGAUGAAUUCAAACAAACCAAUAACGCUGACUCAAUUAGCUGGCCAUUUUGGUAGGAGAUCUUUUUCUAAUGAAAUGAGAAUUGCAGCUGGUGGAAAUGAGCUGGGAUUAAGAAAUUUGUUAUCUAGAUACCCCUCAAUUUUUUCAAUA